GAACUGCAUGCUGCUGUGCGGUGAUUUCCACACGCCGCCAUCGCACACACACACACACACACUGUCAGUGUCUGAUUCAGCUUGAGCGAUUGUAUGAGUUUAUGCGCCUAUCUUCUGCUAGCUAGGCUAGGCUAGUUCAAUUGGCAAGUAAAACCAGUUUAGCAUCAUGGGUAAUUCGGAGAAGAACUGUUCAGACUCGCCAGUGAAACCUGACAUCAUGGAUUCAACUGAGCCUUCCGAGACUGCAUGCACUGUCAAGCUACCAAACCAGGAACAAGACAAGAUCAAGCCAACUGGAGAAGGAGCUGUCAAGGAUAUUAAGCUUGAAGAAAAUAUUCAUAUCAAAGUUGAGGAGGAUACAAACCCUGCUAGCUCAUCCUCGGAGCAAGGGAAUAUUGAAAACUAUGAUAAUGACCUGGAGAAUGUUAAAACAGAAUCUGGACUUAUAACUGCAGAUAUGCUGGAAGAGGAAAAGAAACUGCACGAUGAGGCCAAGAAUGAAGAGAAAAAAAGAAGAGAAGAGGCUAUGGGUGAACAUUGGCAAAAAGAACUAGAUGAGCAGCGUUACAAACGUUUACAACAUCUUUUACAAAAGAGCAAUAUAUACUCCAAGUUUCUGUUAGCUAAAAUGGAGCAACAGCAGAAACAGGAACUGGCAAGACAAGAAAGACAGGCGAAGAAAAAAGCAUUGGAAGAAAAGGCGAAGGCUGAAGCAAAGUCCCAACCUGAAGUGAUGUCUCCCAUAAAGAAAUCAAGGAGGAUAGAGAACAAGCUGACUGAAUCUGCCGACAGCAGCCAAUCAGAAACAGACAGUCCUAAUCAUGUUACUAGAAAUCCAUCAGGAAAAAUAGCUAAUAAGGCUGUGUCAACUCCAUUACGGAAAACACGGAGAGGUCAAAAUGCUGUAGAAGUCAAUCAGAUGGAUCAUGUUGAAAAUAAGAAACCUUCAAAGAGAGGCAGGAAGAGAAAGAAUGAAAGCUACAACAUUUCGGACUACCUAGACAAAGAGGAACUGGCAGCAAAAAAAUUAAAAACUGAUCAAACACAUAUAGAUGCAAAAGAUGUAAAACAGAAGCCUACAGAGGCUAUGGAAGUUGAACAGGGAAGGGAAGAAAAAGAAACUAUGGCUGAUGAAAAAUACAAGGACACAUUUCGAAGAAGGAUCAAAGGCCAGAAGGUGUCCGACCGUCAGCCAAAGCUUUUCACAGGUGGUGUGAUGAGACAAUACCAACUGGAGGGUCUAGAAUGGCUAAAGGUAUUAUAUGAGAAUGGAGUAAAUGGUAUACUUGGUGAUGAGAUGGGCCUGGGGAAAACCAUCCAGUGCAUUGCCCUAUUCAGCCACAUGCUAGAGAUGGGUGUUCCAGGGCCAUAUAUGGUCUGUGCCCCUCUCUCUACUCUGCCUAAUUGGUUUUCAGAGUUUACAAGAUUUGCUCCAAAGGUUCCUGUUAUUUUAUAUCAUGGAACAAUACCUGAACGUGAGCUGAAACGACACCAGAUUCGUAAGCAUAAGAAUGAGUUUGGAACUCAGCCGGUUGUGAUCACAUCAUUUGAAAUUGCAAUGAGAGAUUGUAAACACCUGAACCACUAUCUCUGGAAAUAUAUAAUUGUUGACGAAGGACAUCGUAUUAAGAACAUGAAUUGCCGUCUGAUCAGAGAGCUGAAGACAUACCGUUCUGCUAACCGGCUUCUACUCACUGGUACCCCACUGCAAAAUAACCUCUCUGAACUUUGGUCUAUGCUGAACUUUCUUCUUCCAGAGGUCUUUGAUGAUCUAAACACGUUUGAGUCAUGGUUUGAUUUUAAUUCAUUCUCAAGUCAUGAAGAUGAGGAAGCCAUUGUUGCCAAAGAGCGAGAGCAGCAUGUAAUCUCAAUGAUGCAUCAAAUCCUGACCCCAUUUUUAUUGAGACGUCUGAAAUCAGAUGUUGAUCUGACAAUACCACCAAAGAAAGAGAUCAUUGUGAAUGCGCCAAUGACAAGUAAACAGCAAGAAUUCUACAAAGCAACUCUUGACAAAUCAAUCAUUGAAAAAGUCAGACCAAAAGAAAAGGAAGACACAGUAGCACUUACACCAAAUGGAAGACCCAAACGUAGCUGUUCCAAGAAAGUUGACUACUCUCUCAUUUUCAAUGAGAAUGAGACUGAUGAUGUGGAAGAUUGGUACAGUAAGAUCCGUGAUACUUUUGCAAAAGAAUCUAAUUUAGCAACCAAUGAAACUGCAACCAUUACUGACUCUGUUGUGAACAUUAAGCUGCAAAAUAUUGUGAUGCAACUCAGAAAGUGCUGCAACCAUCCGUACCUGCUAGAAUAUCCACUUGACCCCGUCACACAGCAAUUCAAGGUAGACGAAGAACUUGUGCAAAGCUGCGGUAAGCUUCUAGUACUGGAGAGGCUGUUACCAGAACUAAAAAAGCGAGGACACAAGGUACUUAUCUUCUCCCAGAUGACGUCGAUGCUGGAUAUACUGCAGGACUACUGCUACUUGCGGAAAUACAACUUCUGUCGUCUGGAUGGCAGCAUGGCAUUCGCGGAUAGACAGCAGCAGAUUAAAGAUUUUAGCAAUGAUCCUGAAUUCUUUAUCUUUCUGCUUUCAACAAGAGCUGGUGGAUUAGGAAUCAAUCUUACAUCAGCUGACACAGUUAUCAUCUAUGACAGUGACUGGAACCCACAGUCAGAUCUGCAGGCUCAGGAUCGGUGUCAUAGGAUUGGUCAAGACAAACCAGUGGUCAUUUACAGACUAGUGACUGCUAAUACCAUAGAUCAGAAGAUUGUUGAGAGAGCUGCAGCUAAGAGGAAGCUUGAAAAAAUGGUUAUACAUCAAGGUAAAUUCAAGGGAAGUAAGACAAUGGUUAGGGACUCCAAAGCAAUGCUUGACCCUAUGGAAUUGCUAAAAGUGUUACGCUCCACAGAUCACAGCGGUGUCAUUCAAAAUUGUAAAGAGCAAGUCAUCAGUGAUUCCGAUCUGGAGCUGUUGUUGGAUCGCAGUGAUCUCCUCAAUAAAAACUCUGAGAAAAAGUGUCAACGAAUGAAAGAGAAUAAAACAUUCAAGAUUCUGGAAGCUUCAGGUGAGAAUGUCAUGGAAUUGAAGAUCACUGCUUGACUGUACCAAUGACCUUUCACUUGAAAGUUCACUUGUUUGUGAUAGUCCUGUGGAAGCUCAUAGUAACCUUCAAAAGUUAAAAAGCAUUCACUGCGUUGUUUGAUGGUUGUACAACAAAUCCAACGCCACUCCCUAAGUUUGUUAAGAAGGGCUGAAUAGAUUGUCGUUAAUAAUGAUCCGAUGCUUGUGCACCGUGGUGUUCUAUAGAAUUGUGUCAGCCAUCAGGCACAACGAGUUUCAAACAAUGCUCUGUAUUUAGUACCUAUGUUAAAUCAUUUAGCCUAAACUAGUUGAAUCAAUAAAGUAAAUCAUAUUACAGUAAA
This is a messenger RNA of Anneissia japonica, 3420 nucleotides long. RefSeq names its product lymphoid-specific helicase-like. Lineage: Eukaryota; Metazoa; Echinodermata; Crinoidea; Comatulida; Comatulidae. Gene Ontology annotation, cellular component: pericentric heterochromatin; nucleus. Gene Ontology annotation, molecular function: ATP binding; chromatin binding; ATP-dependent chromatin remodeler activity. The record is from RefSeq and is a predicted model, not a curated record. Bases 167 to 3097 code for a protein of 976 amino acids. The transcript is spliced from 19 exons. Gene Ontology annotation, biological process: lymphocyte proliferation; DNA methylation-dependent constitutive heterochromatin formation; pericentric heterochromatin formation.